AUGGAUAGGAGACGUGUGUGCGAUGCGUGUUCGGUACGACGUGUCAAGUGCGACGGCCAAGCACCAUGCGCUGCCUGCUCGAGGUCGUCCAUGGAAUGUACACGCUUGAGGCAAAGAAUCAAAUCUGGUCCAAAAGGUGUGCGCAAGAAGACACUUGACCGGCUGAAGACAGUCAAAGGCCACAAUCUUGAGAGACUGCAAUCCGAACGGAGCAACGCCUUCGCGUAUCGCAACGACGAAACCAGCCUCGAUCAUCUCGGAGCGACACCCACGACCGCUGAUCAAUCUUCGUAUACAAUCGAUGGAUUUUACUCUCCGGAAUUGAAUAUCGACUUCUCAGCUAUUUCUGAUGACCAGCCACCUUCUCUGGACGCGCCGCAAACUCCGCCGUGGCCAUUUCGCAUCAAACCAGUCCUCCUCGAGCCAUAUCUGGACAUCUAUCACUACAAGCUCUUUUCAGUCUGGCCAAUCGUGAACAAGAAUUUGCUCCUGGCAAGACUACAGGCUACGGAGUCUGAUGUAUGCGCAUACAUGCUGGCUUGUAGUGUCUGCGCAGCUACAAUGGUCCAAUUACAACUCUCAGUCCUUGGCCCCUGUGGGGAUGUACUCGAGCCCAUUGCCAUGCUUACAGAAAUUGAGGAUCUCCGACGACAGUAUGAUUAUCGCGAGAGCCCAAGCAUGGAUUUCUUGGCCACAAGUUUCUUUAUGCACGUCGCUUACACGAACCUUGGUCGUCUGACGACCAGCACACUGCUGCUCAGAGAAGCCGUUACUCUCGCCUAUAUACUCGAUCUACAUAGGCCUUCUCAUUAUGACGAGAUCAUACUCAACGAGAAACAGGAUCACCUUCGCAUGUUCUGGAUUCUUUUCAUCACUGAGAGAGCGCACGCGACACAACAUGACAUUCCUUGUGUCAUGACAGUCGAUCCUGAUAUGCCAGAGCUGGAUGUAGAGAGCCAGCCCUCUGUGCUAUCUCCACUCAUUAUGCUAUGCAGAAUGUUCAAGUCGUUCUGCGAAGGCUCCAACGGCAGCUUGACAGCAGAGAGCUUGAUUUCAUUCAACAACGAAUUGAUGAGGAUUCCAAUCUCAACGCAGAAUCACCACGAUCUACAGAAGGCUGAUCUGUCGGUGACACAACAAUGGCUUCGCCUGAUGUUUUGGAAAAUGGCUAUCAACAAGGUCGUCAUGACGGCAAACUCGACCGACGAUAUCCGAAGUGUCUUCUUUCCUAUCUCGCUCGCGAAGGACUUGCUGUCAAAUAUCUCCACCAUGUCCAUUGAUACACUAGAAGCCCAUGGUCCUGGGAUGGAGAUCAAGCUUUUCGAAGUCACGAACUCGGUCGCCGAUAUCAUAACCUUGAACCCGCAACAAUCGCAGACCUCGUCACUGCAGCUCGGCCCUCAGGAUUUGCUUGUUCAUCUGACAAACAUCAUUGGCAGAUUCAGAGGUGGCAACAAGACACUUCUACCUUUGCUGCAGUCUCGACUGUCGAGUAUCGGACUUGGAUCUUCCAUUCAGCCGCGCAUCACGGACGUCACAUAUGAUUCACCAGACACGAAUAGAGAGAGAAGCUCUAUAGAGAGCAAUGAGGCUACCAUGGCUGAUCAGGUACUCCAUGACGAUCAGGCGAGUAGCUUCUUUGGGCCUGCGCUCGCAUACGAUAUAUCUUCGACGGACUGGUGA
Molecule: messenger RNA, 1683 nt
Organism: Aureobasidium namibiae CBS 147.97
Lineage: Eukaryota; Fungi; Ascomycota; Dothideomycetes; Dothideales; Saccotheciaceae
Exons: 1
Coding region: 1-1683 (560 amino acids)
Biological process (GO): regulation of DNA-templated transcription
Molecular function (GO): DNA-binding transcription factor activity, RNA polymerase II-specific; zinc ion binding
Source: RefSeq, a predicted model, not a curated record